Molecule: messenger RNA, 1263 nt
Organism: Solanum dulcamara
Lineage: Eukaryota; Viridiplantae; Streptophyta; Magnoliopsida; Solanales; Solanaceae
Product: 1-aminocyclopropane-1-carboxylate oxidase homolog 1-like
Exons: 3
Coding region: 89-1198 (369 amino acids)
Source: RefSeq, a predicted model, not a curated record
CUUAUCUUCUACUCCUAUUUUUAGAACUACAAAAUAAUCAAAAGCUUAAUAUAACCACAAAAUUCUCUCUUACAAAAAGAAGAAAAAAAUGGUAGACACUGAUCGAGCAAAAGAACUAAAGGCCUUUGAUGAUACAAAGGCUGGUGUAAAAGGACUGGUCGAUACAGGGAUAGUUCGUAUUCCUGAAUUCUUCGUUACACCGGCCUUAAUAGAAAAUGAGUUCAGUGCUAAGAAUCUUAAUUCAUGUUCAGAUAUAGAAGUUAACGUUCAAAUCCCGAUUAUAAAUCUUGAGGAUAUAAACGGAGAUGAUUUUCGACGCAGAAGAAUUGUUGAAGAGGUUAGUGAGGCAUGUAAGACUUGGGGAUUUUUUCAAGUUGUGAACCAUGGUGUGCCUCAACAUGUUAUGAAUGAGAUGAUUGGUGGAGUUAGAAGUUUCAAUGAACAAUCAAAUGAGAUAAAAAUGGAAUUUUAUUCAAGGGAUAAUUUGAAGAAAGUGAAAUUUAAUAGUAAUUUUGAUCUUUAUCAAUCUAAAGCUGCAAAUUGGAGGGAUACUUUAGCUUGUGUUAUGGCUCCUAAUCCUCCUACUAAUGAUGAAUUACCAGAAAUAUGCAGGGAGGAAUUACUUCAAUAUUCUGAUCAUGUUAGAAGAUUGGGCCAUACAAUAUUUGAGUUACUAGCAGAGGCACUUGGGCUGAAGCCCAAUCACUUGUUGGACAUGGAAUGUGCUAAAGGCCAUUUCAUUCUUUGUCAUUACUAUCCACCUUGUCCUGAGCCCAAUAAGACUCUUGGAAUCACUAAGCAUACUGAUCCAGAUUUCUUCACAAUUCUUCUACAAGAUCAAAUUGGUGGGCUUCAAAUUUAUCACCAAAAUCAAUGGAUUGAUAUUCAUCCUGUUACUGGAGCCCUAGUUAUCAAUCUUGGUGACCUUUUGCAGCUUCUAUCAAAUGACAAGUUCAAAAGUGCUGAGCAUAGAGUAUUGUCAAAACAUAUUGGGCCAAGGAUUUCAGUUGCAUGUUUUUUCACAACUCAAUUUCAGCCAUUUGAUAGACUUUAUGGCCCAAUAAAGGAAUUGUUGUCUGAUGAAAAUCCUCCUUUGUACAAAGAAACAACAGUGAGAGAUUAUGUAUCCCAUUACAACUCCAAAGGACUUGGUGCUAUCCCUUCACUUCUCCAUUUAAGGCUCAACUCGUCCAUUUGACACCUCUGUAUAUAUGUGCUUGGAAUAUUGAAUCAUUUUUGUUUGAAAAAAUAAGCUUGAAAAUA